ACACCGUACACGACGUCCAGCGGGGUGGAGCCAGCAAGUGAUGUGAUCAAGGACUGAAGGAGUCUCGGAAUUCUGAUAUUCUACCCAAACGUCAUCUUUUGUGGAAUAACUACAAUAGACAAGAGCCAUUCUAGAAAAAGAAGACUAUAUAAACUUCUAGAGGCAUUUUGGGAAAAACAAUUAUUUUAGAGAGGAUAUUUCAUUCAAGAUGAAGUACUCAAUUUCCUGUGUGAUAUUGCUGACAUUGGUUGGAGGAAUUGCUAGCAUCCAUGCAAGAGUUAAGCCUCGGCUGCGGGAAGCUGUCCUUAGCAAUUUCAAUCCAUCACUUCCGCGUGUAAUCAAAGCAUUCACAAUACAGCCAGCUAAAUCUCUUGAGAAAAAGAGCCACUACAAGCCAGUUUUGAAUGCUGUUCCUGAUGUGCUGGAGGUGGCUAGAAAAAACCUUGCCACCAAAUUUGCUGAGUUUGCCUCUAACACAUCUUGGUUGAAUGACACGCUGCAUGGUUCCGGGAAUAAAGUGACAGUUUUCGCAUUCUCAGAUGAUGCGUAUAGUCACAGCUCCUCGGAGGUGAAGGCGGCACUGGCAGAUGUCUGGGGCAGAAAUAAGAUUUUGCAGUAUCAUGUUGCAUCAGGGGUUUAUUUCGGCCGUGACAUCAGCGAGAACGAGAAUACGGUCGUUUAUUCUUUGUACCCAUCUCCACCUUUUAAGCCCACUCCCCAGUGGCAAUUUCAGCCCAUCCAACUUGACUCAUAUUUGGUGGAUUCAGGAGGGCGUAGCACGGUGAAGACGGCGAGUGGUUCUCCUAUCACAAAGUUUGAUCUGACGGCUAGUAAUGGAAUUGUCCACAUCAUUGACAGGGUCAUGUACCCGAUACCCACUGGAUCAAACUUGGCCAGAUACUUUGAAUUAGAACCCAAAUACAGCUCCCUCUAUUCUGCACUUGAGACGGCCAACCUCACCCUUGCCAUAUCGACCCCAGACUUCAAGCCUUUGACCCUCCUGGCACCCAACAAUGGUGCCUUUGACAAACUCAGCAAAGCCCAACAGGAGCUACUGAAGAACACCACCAUCCUCCAACAAGUCCUUACCUAUCACGUAAUGGUAGGGUCCUACUACAGUGCAGCCAUCUAUGAGGAUUUCCAGCAUCCUUCCUUGGAAGGUUCUACCAUCUACUUCCAGAAAGGGGCAGGUGGGGUGUCUGCCGAAGGGAAGAUGGUGGUGAGUUUUGAUACAACUGUGACCAAUGGGGUGGUCCAUGAAUUGAAUGGCGUCAUGUUCCCUCGAUCCCUCAACCAUCUUCUGUCCAAAGAGUAAAUAUCUCUAUUCAAAGUCCUUGAUAUUUUCUUAAUGACAGGUUGAAUUAAUGUGAAUUUGGAAUUGCUAUGUAAUGUGAUAAUAAAAAACAUGUUUAUGUCGUAACAGUCAUGUGCAUGCAGUUUUUUAAUCAAGUAACUUGCAUCAGGGCUUGAAUAAAACCAAGACCAUUGAAGGCCAUGGCUGCAGAUGCCAUUUCAACUGGCCUCAAUGCCCAUCUCAUUUGCUUUGGAGAUUUUUGUGCUUUUCUUUCACUUUGUGCUGUAAUAUAUGCAUGUGCCAUAAAAUAUCAAAAUGAAAGGGAUGUUUCAUUGAAUUUGUGUUGUUGAAUUUUGUUCUUAGAUAGUAUUGAACAUAGGUGAUAAUUUUGAAUAUCUUAUAAUCAAUGUGACUUGCUAGUUUUUACCGACCUGCAACCUAAUGUUCAAUUUAUGAGAUUAAAAUGAAAAAAAAAAUAACCUAGAAACUAAUUAAUGAAGCUUUGAAAACCAUUCAAAUUUUUUGCAGUCUAAAGAAAAUUGAAAAUAUAGAAUGAUAGUAUAAAACAUCACUCUAUGAUAAGAGACCAGACAUAAUUCAAUCUUUCCUUGAAAGGCAGGCUUGCUAAAAAAUAUACAAUUAAACAUCAUUCUACAUUUCAACAGUGUUCAGAAAAUAUAGAAAUGCAAGAUGAUCACUCAAACUA
Messenger RNA from Lytechinus variegatus (green sea urchin), 2000 nucleotides. Its product is annotated as transforming growth factor-beta-induced protein ig-h3-like. Gene Ontology annotation, molecular function: cell adhesion molecule binding. Lineage: Eukaryota; Metazoa; Echinodermata; Echinoidea; Temnopleuroida; Toxopneustidae. Gene Ontology annotation, biological process: cell adhesion; extracellular matrix organization. Gene Ontology annotation, cellular component: extracellular matrix. The transcript has 4 exons. The coding region runs from base 209 to 1315 and encodes 368 amino acids. The record is from RefSeq and is a predicted model, not a curated record.